Musa acuminata AAA Group (dessert banana) is the source of this 3271-nucleotide messenger RNA. Its product is annotated as serine/threonine-protein kinase/endoribonuclease IRE1a. The coding region runs from base 1606 to 2790 and encodes 394 amino acids. Gene Ontology annotation, molecular function: RNA endonuclease activity; ATP binding; protein serine/threonine kinase activity. NCBI's taxonomy places the organism in Eukaryota, Viridiplantae, Streptophyta, Magnoliopsida, Zingiberales, Musaceae. Gene Ontology annotation, cellular component: IRE1-TRAF2-ASK1 complex. The record is from RefSeq and is a predicted model, not a curated record. Gene Ontology annotation, biological process: IRE1-mediated unfolded protein response; protein phosphorylation; intrinsic apoptotic signaling pathway in response to endoplasmic reticulum stress. The transcript has 3 exons.
CGCAAGCAAGAGGCUGCAAGGCGAAAAGGAAAGGGAGAUGAUCGGGUCUGUGGAAGCUCUUGGUAUGGGGCUCGGUUGGAAAACCCUACCGCCCCGCCAUGUUUGUCUUACAUGGAGUGAGGUCUUUUCCAAUGCCUCCAAUGCCGAUGGUUUCCAGGCACCCCUCUCUGAGUCUUUUGAGGAUUGGUGUGACAUGCGAUGGUGAAGAAGGCGCCGGGAGGAGGGAGAGGAAGCGCAGGGAUUCCUACAAGCUGUGGGGAUGGGGGCAUCGCCGUGCCCAUACCAGCUCUGGCUGAGAGAUGCAGGUGUUCUUAUUUCAGCCGCCUCCUCCACCAACCAUUCUGUCCGCUGCCGGAGAGCUCCGACAAACAACCCAGCCGUUUCAGAACAUCCCCCCUCUGCAUCUUUUGUCGUCGGCUGCAACAGAAUGGCACCGCUCCACGCAUCCGUCGCCCUCCUCCCUUUACACCUCCUCCCCCGGUGGUGCCGUGUUAUCCCUCCAUGGUUUGGCUCCUCAUGAAACCUCCACCAGCUGCAAAAUACCAUCUCCACCAACCAUUCUUUCCGCAGCCUGAAAGCUCCGACAAAGCACCCAGCCGUUUCAGAAGGGCAACUCCUUGUUUCCUUGCCACAUUCUACCGUUUUGACCUAGUGGGGUUCGCCUUAUCUUGAUCCAUCCCCGGCCAAUUUAGUCGCUCCCCAAAACCAACCCCCACUCCCCCUCCUCUCCCUCCAUUCGAUGCUCCCAUCCGAGCGCUCCGUCGCUUUCUUCGCCUUGCUCCUGCUAGGGUUACUCGUCUCCGGCGUGUUGACGCCCGUGGUGCUUGAUCCGUCGGCGGAGAGCGAAUCUUGGGGGACCGCAGCUGCCGCCGCUGCUUCUGCUUCCCCUCUUCCUUCUCCUCCUACUCCUUGGCUUUCAAUUCCUGCUCCGCCUACUAGCGAGAUCUUCCAGGAAGAAAAAUGGACCGACCGGCCAUUGUCGGGGGAUUUGGUACCGGUCGAGGAGUCUCCUCCUUUUGUCCCGGAUCCCAAAUCGGCGUUGCUAUUGAGUUCGGCUGAAAGGUAAGCACUUGGAUUUUGGAUUGGUUCAAGUAAGAGCAGGGUUUUCUGCUAUCGCUCGUAUGUUUUUGAUUGGUUGUGUUUGUUAAAGAUCUAACUUUUUAACGUUCAAGACACGAAUUUGAAGAUAGUUGUCGUGAAAUUUGACUCUCUCCUUUCGAAAUUCGACAUUACUUGCAGCUUAGUAGAGGCUAGCUGCUGUAACAAUGACAAUUUGCUAGCUGUGAUAGGCGUUCUUUUAAGCAUGUCGACUUGUGCGAAUAUGUGUUUCAAAGUAGCAGCAGCUUGAUUAUGGUAAUUCCUGAAAUUCUCAUGUGGCUCGAUGAAACAUUUUGCACCCACUAAGAACCAUUGGCUUUCUGAUAUUUUCUAUAUUAGCUUAUGGAAACAGUUGUUAGAUGAAUGCAUAGGUAUACCUUCAAGUGGGUGAAACUAAUACUAGGUGUUUUCAAGUUUUGUUAGUGCAAGUAAUUUUGGAUCUAUGAGCAAGCUUAUGAAUGCGAAUCAGCCAGUAAGUGUUCCUUAGGAAUUGUCACAAAUUCCGUUAUGGACCAUGACCAGAUAGUGGAGAGACUAAACGAUGAACAUAUUUCUUUAGUUGGAUCACGAGGCUUGCCUACUUCCCCAAAUGGAUCUCCACUGGGAAAUUGCAUUUUUGAUAGGCCAAAAUUUCCUACAGCAUAUUCUAGUUUUGUAAACUCAAGACAGAGACCCAGAGGUCCAAUCAGCUGGCUUUAUCACGAACAAGAGAGUUCUAAUACAUCAUGGAACUCAUUGGAUGAUUCAAAUACUUAUUCAAUCGACGGACAUUCUCAUGUUCAGCAAGGCCGUGGCUUGUCAACACAAUCUAUUUAUGGUCAUAGUUGGCUAUUUAUUCUCUCUGUGCCUAUAUUUGCAUUUUGCUAUUUUGGGUUGAGAAAGCUGUUCAAGAAUGAUAAAAAAUAUAAUGAUUUGAAGGAAAAGCAAUCUGUCGUUCCUAAGAAGAGAAAAUCUCGGAAGUCUGGAAAGUUGAAAAAUGCUACCAUCAGUGUUAGUCAUGACAGACAUACUUUAUCCAUGAAAGAGAAUGCUGAAACCAAUGGGCAUAAUCAAAUUCAGCUCAAUGGAAGUUAUUCAUUUAUACCUGAUGGUGAUAGUGAUGGGCGUUGGGUUGGAAGACUUUUUGUUACAAAUAUUGAAAUCGGUCACGGGAGCAAUGGUACAGUCGUCUUUGAAGGAUUUUAUGGUGGUCGUCCAGUUGCUGUAAAACGGCUUCUUCGUGCACAUCAUGAUGUUGCCUUUAAAGAGAUUCAGAAUCUUACUGCAUCUGAUCGACACCCAAAUAUUGUUCGGUGGUAUGGAGUAGAACAAGAUUUGGAUUUUUUGUAUAUCUCACUGGAGCGUUGUAUUUGCAGCCUAAGUGACUUAAUAUGCAUAUGCUCAGAUUCUUCUUCACAUUCAGUAUCUGUGGAAAAUCAAACUUUAAAUUCUGUGGUCGAAGAUAAAGUUCAAUUAAGCUUGGUGAAAGGUAUCAGAAAGGAUGUUAACUUGUGGAGAUCAAAUGGGUUUCCUUCAAGCCAACUCUUAAAGAUAAUGAGAUGGAGCAUUUUUCACUUCAGCUUCAACUGUAUGAAAAAGAACUUGAAUUGGAUAUACUUGUUGGGUUUGUUUACUUUUACCUCUUUUUAUUUGCUUGGAUCUCAAAUAAAAUAUUGUUCAUCAUCCCAUUAUUCUCUUUACUUCGUAUACUAAAUUUAAUGCUCGUGUCAUACUGAUCCACUUGUUAAUGCUGAUUAACUUGUUGAGGGUGUUUCAUAUGUUGUGUGCUUUGUGAAUUGAGUCUCAUAUAUAAAGCAGUAGUUGAAAGGGUAUUUGUUCUUUAUGCUGAACAAAUGAAACUCUUUGUUCCUCAAGGAUUUGUUCUUUAGGCUGAACAAAUGAGGCUGCAGGAAACUCUUGGACCUGUUCCUCGAGGAUUUGAUAUGUCCUUUGCAAGUCGAUUCCCAAAGCUCCUAAUUGAAGUCUACAAAGUGGUUUACCGAUUCUGUAAGGAAGAGGAUUCCCUUAGCAAGUAUUUCCAAAGCAGCCGCCUUUUGUAGAUUCAAAAUGCUUGUUUUGUACUUCUCGGAUGCAAUAACUAAACCCUAGUAUAUUAUCCUAAAAAGGUUGUAUCUACUAUGUUUAUAAUCCAAAUCCUUCUUAAUUCAUUGCAAAUUGUGAUUCACAUUUGGAA